AUGGCAGCCACAGUUUUGGGAAAGCGGCAGCGAACCGCCAUCGACCUUGAAGAAUCUCUCCCUCUUCGCUCUGGGAGCAAGCGCCGAGCACGAACACCUCACAUUCACGAGGAAGACACUCAGUCAUCCUUUCGCCUCAGAUCCAGGGCUGUUGUUAUUGACAGCUGCGACCCGCCGCACGGUAACCACAUCAACGCCGAAAAUUUAACCGUCGGUAAUGGUCGUCCGAAACGUAAUGUUCGAAACAGCAAUAAUACCUUAUCGUCACCAUCUAAAUAUGACACGCACCUUACAUCCACAAAAGCGCUCGAUGCUAAUCAAGGAACAGCCGAAAAUGUCCCUGUGCCUGAAUUUCGAACUCCUCAGUCAAAGCGAUUUCGUGAUGCGCUCGCCAACUCUCCUCCAGUCACGCCUAAGCACCGUGUGCAAAUUGUGGGAAAGUCCUUAACACCUCGCACACCUUGGAAUGCAGGAACUCCAGCAACCAACACCACAGUCUACACUCCGGCUAGGCAAAUGUUUGCACGGAGUGCCAAUCCUGGUCGAUUGAUUGGCAGGGACAAGGAGCGUGCCGAGCUUUCAUCAUUCAUUGAAAAUGGGAUGCGAUCACGGAAAGGAGGUUGCAUCUAUGUUAGCGGGCCGCCUGGAACCGGCAAAAGCGCAAUGAUCGAGGAAGUGUGUCAGGACUUGAAUGUGGCUUCGGUUGUCAAAUCUGCACACGUCAACUGCGUAAGCAUGCGCGUUGCACGAGACAUCUACGGAAAAUUAGUCGAGACUUUAUGCGAAGAAUCGGAUGUUUUCUCUAUGAGCGAGACAGAGAAACUCAAUUCGAUGUUUGUGUCUGCGAACAAGUCUGCAGACUUGUAUCUAGUGACAUUGGACGAGAUUGACCAUCUCCUCACGGCUGACCCAGAGGUUCUUUACUCACUCUUUGAAUGGUCUCUGAACAACAAGUCACGUCUACUCUUGAUUGGUAUUGCCAAUGCACUGGAUCUCACGGAUCGAUUCUUACCCCGUCUGAAGGCGAACAACUUGAAGCCAAUCCUACUUCCGUUUCUGCCUUACAGCGCGGCUCAGAUUGCCAAUGUUAUCACAACUCGCUUGCGAUCAUUGCUACCCGAAUCUGAUGCCAACAGCCGCGGUGACUAUAUUCCUUUCGUCCAGCCUGCAGCUGUACAAUUAUGUGCAAAGAAAGUCGCUUCUCAAACAGGGGACUUGCGAAAAGCCUUUGACCUGGUGAAACGCGCCAUUGAUGUCAUUGAGCAGGAAACUCAGUCGAAACUGGAGAAAGAAAAUAUUGUCCUUGAAAGCCCGUCAAAGAAUGCUCUUGCAGAAAACGCCAAUCUCUCGUCACCCCCCAAAACACCCGCUUCCAAGCGCACUCUAGCAGAUGCGUAUACUGCUCUUACUGCCCCGAGAGCGUCAAUUGCGCAUGUUGCUCGUAUUACCGCGGCAGUAUUUGGCCAGGGCACUACUCAGCGCUUACAGGGACUAAACCUCCAACAAAAGGCGGCCUUGUGUACUCUAGUAGCGCUCGAUCGAAAGCGACGCAGUGGAGAAAUCUACUCGACGCCAUCCAAGUCCAGAGCGAACGCACCUACCGUGCGGGAGCUUUUUGACACAUAUUGCUCGUUAUGUCGGUCUGACAACGUGCUUCAUCCGCUCACUGCGACAGAGUUCAAGGAUGUUGUUGGCAGUCUAGAAACUCUAGGACUAGUAGGAGAGUUUCAAGGUCGCGGUCGAGGCGGCACCAUCGCGGGCGGAUCAGGGAUCCUUCGUACGCCGUCUAAGAGUGGAAACAGCGCCUCGACUCCUUCUAGAGGAAGCGAUGAAAAGGGUCUCGCUUGUUUUGUGACGGAAAAAGAAAUUAUCAGCCAGAUUGCUGGACCUGGGGAAGGGGUUCUUAAAGCUUUGCUCGCAGGUAACUGUUUAUAG
Talaromyces atroroseus is the source of this 1935-nucleotide messenger RNA. RefSeq lists its product as hypothetical. Gene Ontology annotation, biological process: mitotic DNA replication checkpoint signaling. The transcript has 3 exons. The record is from RefSeq and is a predicted model, not a curated record. Gene Ontology annotation, molecular function: ATP binding; DNA replication origin binding; ATP hydrolysis activity. Bases 1 to 1935 code for a protein of 644 amino acids. Lineage: Eukaryota; Fungi; Ascomycota; Eurotiomycetes; Eurotiales; Trichocomaceae. Gene Ontology annotation, cellular component: nucleus.